Mercurialis annua (annual mercury) is the source of this 789-nucleotide messenger RNA. RefSeq names its product WRKY DNA-binding transcription factor 70. Gene Ontology annotation, molecular function: sequence-specific DNA binding; DNA-binding transcription factor activity. The record is from RefSeq and is a predicted model, not a curated record. Bases 1 to 789 code for a protein of 262 amino acids. The transcript is spliced from 3 exons. Gene Ontology annotation, biological process: regulation of DNA-templated transcription. NCBI's taxonomy places the organism in Eukaryota, Viridiplantae, Streptophyta, Magnoliopsida, Malpighiales, Euphorbiaceae.
AUGAUGAGCAAGGACAGUGUGGUGAAAGAGCUGAUUCAAGGCCAAGACUUUGCAACUCAACUUCAAAUUCUUUUCAAGAAACCUCAAGGGGAUGAUGCUUUUUUCACUUUGCAACAUCAACUUGUACUCCACAUCUUAACAUCUUUCACUCAGGCUCUUUCUCUGCUUUCUGCUGAGGUUUGUGAGAUGAAUCUAGCUCCUACAUCGCAAGUGGACUCAGUUGGUUGUGAUGACCGGAGGUCUGAAGCUUCAGGUGAGAGCAGGAAGAGAGCUAAUUGUAAGGACGGGAGAGGUUCUCACAAGAGAAAAAAGAGUUCAGAGUCGUGGGCAACUGUCUCUGCCUCGAUUGAAGAUGGUCGUGCUUGGAGAAAAUACGGGCAGAAGCAGAUCCUCAAUGCUAAGUAUAUGAGGAGUUACUUUAGGUGCACACACAAGUAUGAUCGAGGUUGCAAAGCAACAAAACAAGUUCAGAAAAUGGAACAAGACCCGCAAGUGUACUGCACAACUUACAUUGGCCAUCAUACCUGCAGGGACGACUUGAUUCUUGAUAACAAUCUCUCGGAAUCUAUUGUUGUAAGGCAAGAAUGCAAUGAAGAAGAAACCUCAACUCAUAUAACCGACUCUAUGAUGGUGUGGAAAGAUUUUGUGGCAUUUGAGUCGCCUACCUGCUUCAGUUUGCCUCAUUCCACAGAGGACACUUGUCAAAGUUUCAACAUUGCUACUUCUGUGGAUUUUGAUAGUGAUUUUCAUUUUGAUGAAAUCGAACUUUUUGCUAAUGAAGAUAUAUAA